Molecule: messenger RNA, 2433 nt
Organism: Lates calcarifer (barramundi perch)
Lineage: Eukaryota; Metazoa; Chordata; Actinopteri; Centropomidae
Gene: spata2l
Product: spermatogenesis associated 2-like
Exons: 4
Coding region: 154-1821 (555 amino acids)
Cellular component (GO): cytoplasm
Source: RefSeq, a predicted model, not a curated record
ACCCAUCUGAAGCUGGGAAAAUCCGUGCCACGUGACAAUGUUUACUUUAUUCGGGAAAAUCAAGAAGCUAUCAGCUACACGGCGACGACUGUGUGGCCGGAAAUGUUUUAUAUGAUCCACUGACAGACAUCUGACUAAGUGCCGGGCGCAGAGAUGAGCAGCUCCAGGCAGAGAGCCAGAGAUCUACUGACAGCCUACGAUCACAGUUUGGAGCGACAAAUUGUUGGACGAGGCUCCAGCCUGGCAUGUAGAGAUGAGGAGCUAUGGAAGCAGGUGGAGGGGCUGCUGAAGGAUGGAGAUGCUCAGGAGACACACUGCCUGGGUCUGGAUCCACUGAGGGUGAUGGAGGAGUCGCUCAAGGCAGCAACAGCAUCAACAACAGCAGCCAGUGGUGGGCAGGUCAAAACCAGAGGGGGGCUGCAGGGCCUGGCUAAAGCUUUUGAAGUCCUGGAGCAAGCGGCCCUGAACCUGUACCUCAGUCCCUGGAGGAAUGAGUACAAAGUAGUCAAGAUGUACUCCGGUAUGUUCACCCACUACAUCAAACCGGUGCUGUCAGUGCCACAGAUUGAGAAACUGUUUGGCCUUUUGGGAUACCAACCCAGCUUGUCUCGGCAUGAACAGCUUUUUCUCCAGUCAAUCAGAACCAGUCCUGCCUCUCUGGACGACCUCCUCCACUUGUCUUGUGCUUUCUACCUGGCCCGUUGUGAGUGUCGCCUUCUUCAAAUGACUCUGGGAAACUAUGCUGGUGAGGCCCAGUGGGAGCUGAGUGUGGUGAGAGAGAGGCAGAGAGGAAACAGCCUACAGGUUGCAUUGGACAACACCAGGAAGACACUCAAAGUCAAUCAGCCACUGAUGGAGCCUUUUAAUGGAGAAGCGGACGUGGAUCUGUACACAGAUGAACAUGUUAACGGGGGGCAGAGAGAGGUGGUUGUCAAUGACAAUGAGAGUCCCUGCUCCUUAACCUGGAUGACUCAAAGCAAUGCAUCGCCCCCUGCUGUGAAAACACACAGCAAUGGAAUGACACCUCUGUCCUCCUCAUCCACAUCCCUGCCCACCAGAGAACACCUCUGCAUCUCUACACUCAACUACCAGCUGACCGAGAGGUCAUCUAAGGAGUCAGACAGUAGCAGAAUCUCCACAGCCAGGAGGAGGCAGGGCAGACAUCCCUGUGAGGAGUCGAGGUUUGACAAAGCAGACUUACAGUCACAGGCAGGCAGUCUGCAGUUAGAAGCAAUGGGGCUUUCAAAGAGUGAGACUGAAGUCAGCUGCAGCUGCCUCCAAUCUCCUCAUCAUUACCAAAGUCACUGCAUUGAAUGUGAAACUUGGCACAGUAACACAUGUGCCUUACUUGAGCAUUGCUGUAGUGUGGAGCACAGUGUGGUAACCUCUUUCAGUACAGCUGAAGAAAUGAAAGAAUCAGGAGCAGUGUCAACACAGAGUGAAAUUCUCAGAGUGAGUGACCUGAGAACAUCACCAAGUCUCACCACCAGCAGCGCAGUAAUGUCCUCCUUAUCUCUCUGUGAUAAAUCCAUAAUUCAUCCAAUCUCCUAUCAUGACUGCUGCAACCUCUCCCAGCUUGACCCGGAGGUCCUGUGUUACAGCUGCAGUGUCUUCCAUUCCCUUAAAUGCAGAAAUGUAGACUACUGCAAAGUUCAUCACACAAUCAAACAACUGAGAGAGUGUGUGUGUGGGAAGCCAUGUUCCAGAAAGCCUCUGGUUCUGUGCAGGUAUUGUGGAAAUGAGUAUUGUACAGAUUGUUGGUACAGAAAUCCUGUUAUCUGCAAAUGUGGCCAAACUUUUGACCAGUCAUCGUCAGUGUGAUUUGUAUUUGAAGAGUAUUGCACUAAUGAGGCACAACUAGCAAAAUCACAGUGCCUUAAUUCUGCACACUUCAAUCAAGUACAAUCUAAUCCAAAUGUUGCCUUGACACAGUGCUGAAAUGCAGUAUUACAUGUGCUCCAGCUUUUCUGUUUGGGGCCUCUUUCUGAGACUCUUAUCACUCUGUUAUCCAAUUAUUCUCUAAGUGGCCAUAUGUACCAUAAUCCUCAUUUGAAAAGUAUAGUGUAUUGUGAUACACAACUUGUACAGUUUGUGCUCUUGGGUCAAUUCAGCGUAACUUGGUGUGAAACACAAAGAAGUUUCUUUUCACCUGUAUCUGUUACCUGCACACAGACUGCAGUAAAAAGGUCAAUAUGACACAUAUCUGUGUUAAAUGUGUGUUUUAUAAUACAUGAGCAAAUGACUUGGAGACAGUAGAGUUACUUAUAUACCAGAAAAACUACCUGGAAAAUCAGUAAUCAGUUUUUGUAUUUUAUUCAGUCAUAACUACCACUAAUCAAACCCUCUCUGAGAACAUGUUUCUGCCUUUAUUUUUUGGCUUAAUAUGUGGCUUUUGUAUUUACUGUGAAAUCAUAAAAAGGCUGCAAAUGAUAA